AUGCUCCGAGGCAUCCGUCGUACUGUGUCUAGCCGGUCCGGUGAUACCAUGUCCAGCCACGCCGCUGUCUGCGAGGACACGGUGGCCGGUAGCUGCUGUAGCCCACGCCUGGUGCGUUGGCUGCGGGGCUCUCUUCCCGUCCUCCUCUGGACUGGUUACCUCUUGGUGGGUGCGGCUAUCUUCCAGGCCGUGGAGUAUCCUGAAGCCGAGCGGCAACGGGAAAUACAGGCCAAUCUGACGAAGACCACCAACAGUACCAUCGUACGGCUCUUCACAGAACUACUGGACAACAUGAACGAAACUAUGAAUGAUACCAAACAGAACAAGAUACUGACGGAGUUGGCCAUCAAUCUAAAGACGAUGUCAGACGAGACAGUGAACAUUACCCGUUAUGGAUUCUUGGCCCCCAAUACCCAGCUUGGACGCGGACUGUGCAUCAUAUACGCGCUGAUAGGUAUUCCGCUCAAUAUCAUCGUAAUGGCGUCGGCUGGCAGGGCUCUAGCACGGUACACCAGGUCCGUCAAUCGCAGUCUGAGGCAAACCUGGACGAGGUGCGCAUUUUGGAAGAAGAGGGUGGGGCCCAAGAUGGAGAGCUCAGCCCCGCCCCGAACGAGGUCGAAAGGGGAGGGGACAAAUGACCAGAGAAGACGCACGCACUUGCGCACUCUGUCUCUUAACAGAGAAGAGUUCUCGGACUGGAGUAAUCGGACCAGUGGUGAACAGACGACGACGGAGCGGGACGGGGACGAUGAUGACCGGGGGCUCGGGGUCACUGGAUCCCCGGAGCCAUGGAACGGUGACGCCCCGAUGGAUGCCAUUAGUGACACGAGCUCCCCUGCCUGGCUGUUUCUUUUCCUGGUGCUGUUGUACACCUGUUUCUUCUCAGCGGUCAUGGUCAUCACUCAGCCUGGUUGGACCGUGCUGGAUGGGUUCUAUUACAUCAUCAUCACCAUCACCACAAUCGGGUUCGGUGACUUGCAAACCUCGAGCAACAGUGAUGAGAACACCAGCCUCGCUUACUACUUGUUUGGUUGCCUAGCCAUCGUCAUCCCUGUGCUAGGCAUGAUUCUCUUGUCUGCAGGCAUCUCCAUCGUUGUCAACCAGUUUGGUAAGAAGACAAAAGCCAUUGAGGAAGUCGUGUGCGGUAGCUCCAAAACACGUGGAUAAAUCACUCGAAAUUGCCAACCUGCCCUGACCGGACACUUAUCCACAACCGGGAGACAAAUCCAAUCUACGGCAUCAAGUAUUGCUUUCUCAAGCUUCACAGAACCCAUAAAUGAAGACCAAACUUUUACCCCCUUCUGUAAGUCAUAACAUCUCUUGGAAACAAAAUCUUCUACACUUAGAGAGAUUGUCACUACACCAAUAAGAACAAACUCUGGGCGGAAUAAUGGGUGUACAACCCAUCUGAACAAUAAUAUUCCGGUAUGUCAGACUUAGAGAAAGUCAGUCAUCAACGGAGUACAAAAUCUGUUUGGCGAUUUAUAACCGACAUCAAUCAUAUUCCCGCGCUCGCAGCCAGGAGAACGAGUAUGAUUUUGGCCGUUGCGGGCUACACUUACAAGAGUCGACAAGACUAUUAUCGUUCCCGACGUUAUAACUCACAUUGUUCGUGACUAAUGGCUGUUCCGGGAGGUUUUUUUUUUUU
This is a messenger RNA of Patiria miniata (bat star), 1648 nucleotides long. Its product is annotated as potassium channel subfamily K member 18-like. The coding region runs from base 1 to 1167 and encodes 388 amino acids. NCBI's taxonomy places the organism in Eukaryota, Metazoa, Echinodermata, Asteroidea, Valvatida, Asterinidae. The record is from RefSeq and is a predicted model, not a curated record. Gene Ontology annotation, biological process: potassium ion transmembrane transport; stabilization of membrane potential. Gene Ontology annotation, molecular function: potassium ion leak channel activity. The transcript is spliced from 2 exons. Gene Ontology annotation, cellular component: membrane.